GGUCGUCCGCUGUAUUCACGUAUUCUCUUGCGGAAGACAAAUACAUUGCAUCGCCUCUACUUCAUUCCGUAGUCAGAUUCAUAACCAACAUUGACUCAUCUGGAUAUAGCGAGAGAGAGCUUCCUCAUUCAUUUGCCUCUAUUCCAUUUUUGGGCUUGAUGAAGCGACCACUUUAAGAUGCAAUAUUCCGCACUCCUAGCCUGGACCCUCCUCCUCUUAUUCCUCACCCGGAAACUCUUCAACUACUUCCUCGAUACCAAACAAUGGCACCAAUUCGGAGCCAUCUCCCCGAUCCCUAGCGCAAAAAUCUACACCCCCCGCGACUCAAUGUCCACCUGGCUUUUCUCUCCCCUCCUCUACCCCAUAUUCCGUGCUCUCCCUUUCAACCUAGGGCAGUGGUUUCGCUAUGUCGUGCGCGACAACUCAUGGAAAUGGAAAGAGGAAGCCUGGCCCAAGGAAAUGCUGGGUGAUGUGUGGUGGGCUGUAGGACCGGGAGGCGGUCAAUUGUGGAUUAGUGAUGCGGGGGUCAAUGUGCAAGUUGUGACGCGACGCAAUGAUUUUGUGAAGAAGGUCGCGGAUUAUGCGGCGUUGAAUAUUUAUGGGUUGAAUGUUGUUAGUAGUGAGGGUAUUAUUUGGCAGAGACAUAGAAAGAUCACAGGACCGCCUUUUAAUGAGAAGAAUAGCAGGUUUGUAGUUUCCUCUCGCACCCUCAGUUAACCUCUCUGUUUUCUCUAAUCUAAUGAGGUAUAUGAGAUGUAACUGACAUGCGCUAGUCUUGUAUUUGAGCAGACGCUCAGGCAGAGUAAAGGGAUGUUGGCAUCUUUCACUCAAGAUGCUGAUGGCAAGAAAUCCAAGCCUGGUCAAGAACCGGUCGUAGAGGAUUUGGUUCGUUGGACCAUGAUUGCGACUUUGAACGUCAUUUCUGGUUCUGCUUUGAAUAUCAAGGCGCUUUGGCCGACUCACUCUGUGGCCGAUAUAUCUGCUCAAGAAGAAGUUGAGUAUAGCAGAGAAACGAAAUCCGAGUCGCAUGGUCUUCCCUUUCAAAGGAGUUUUGAUUCUGUCAUGUAAGUGUAUCUAUCUUCUUCACAUCUGUACUCACCCAAAUUCUCCUAUGUUGGUCACGUUUUUGGAAUCGAAACUGUAAUACGCAAUGUUCGUUGAUUAUCUUUUGAAUUUUUCAACUUUGAGCAUGUCGGCUGAGCUUAUCAACUUCAAGCAUGUUAAGAACUAAUCCUUGGCCUCAGGAACAACGUCCGUACCCUAGUUGUCUUCCCGCCAAUAAUCCUCCGUAACAGCCCGCUAAAACUCAUGCGCUCAAUGCAACAAGCAUCUGAAGACUUCAAAACCUACAUGCACGAACUCAUCCACGAGCACAAAUCCAAGCUGGAAUCCGGCUUCGAUUCUAAUGUAUCAGGCACCGGAGAUUUACUAGGAAGUAUUGUCCGUGGUAGCACAGGAAGUAAAGGCGAAACGUUGAGUGAAGAAGAGAUGAUUGGGAAUAUCUUUGUUUUUGUGCUUGCUGGUCAUGAAACUUCCGGGACGACGUUGCAGAGUGCGAUAAUUUUGUUGGCUUGCUUUCCGGAGGUGCAGAGAAUGGUGCAGGAGGAGAUUGAUGGGAUUUGGAGGGAGAAGAAGGAAUGCGAGGAGUUGGUUUAUGGGGAUUAUGGGAAGAUGAGGGUUAUUAUGGCUGUUAUGGUAAGUAUCGCCACCCCAUUUCCAUUGCCAUCCAAAACAAAAAUCCCUGACAGGUGGAAUUAUACUAACACCAACUUCAGUUGGAAACGCUACGUCUCUACCCACCAGUAGUCAUGCUCCCCAAAUUCACAGUCGAGCACACAACUCUAACAUACAACGACAUCACCAUCGAAAUCCCAGCCGACAGCCGAGUAAGCCUCGACAUAGUAAGCACCCAACGAAAUCCCAAGUACUGGAAUCCCAACCCACACCAAUUCACACCCUCCCGCUGGCUCAUGCCACCAUCCUACGUCGCACUACCAGAAGCCAACAACGAGUCACCCGCCCAUGCAAACCUCUUGUGCCCACCUAAAGGCGCAUUCAUAGCUUUCGCUAGUGGAUUCCGAGGCUGUCUCGGCAGGAAAUUCGCACAGGUCGAGUUUUGUACUUUGAUUGCGGUGUUGUUGAAGGAGUGCACGGUUGAGUUGGUUCAAGAAGGGGGGGAGAAAUGGGAGGAGGCAAAAAAGAAGACGAUGAAGAUGAUGGAUAAUAGGACGACGGCGUUGGCUAUGAGGCUUAAUUGCAAGAUUAAGGUUAGGUUUGUGAAGAGGGGGUCGGAGUCUUUUCCGAAAUGAAGUUGAUGGGUUUGUGGAUACUGUAAGGUAAGAGGGCAGAUGAUAUAGUGGAUAUUCUGGCUGGCCUGGGAUUGAACUGAUGCAAUUGAGUACAUAAAUCAGCUUCAAGUUUCUCAUCGUGCUAACAGUAGAUAGCCUCGUUUUUCACCGCCUCGAAAGUCGUUGUCAUACAUGGUGUGUAAAUUGUAUAUAAGCAACUCCAAGUCUUUGAUUAUAGAG
Messenger RNA from Hymenoscyphus albidus, 2528 nucleotides. The record is from the annotation of a GenBank genome assembly. Lineage: Eukaryota; Fungi; Ascomycota; Leotiomycetes; Helotiales; Helotiaceae.